This is a messenger RNA of Peromyscus californicus insignis, 873 nucleotides long. Its product is annotated as transcription initiation factor TFIID subunit 8-like. NCBI's taxonomy places the organism in Eukaryota, Metazoa, Chordata, Mammalia, Rodentia, Cricetidae. Gene Ontology annotation, biological process: transcription initiation at RNA polymerase II promoter. Gene Ontology annotation, molecular function: protein heterodimerization activity. The record is from RefSeq and is a predicted model, not a curated record. Gene Ontology annotation, cellular component: transcription factor TFIID complex.
AUGUCCAACAAGGCAGUUGGGCCUGGAGGCUGCAGAAUGAGAUCAGAAAGCCAACAGUCCACUAAGCCUGCUUAUAACCACCAUCUGGCCUGGAGGAGGACUCUACAAGUGGUUGUGAGUUCCUUGCUAACAGAGGAGGGAUUUGAGAGGACUGAGAAAGCAUCUGUGGAAACAUUGACAGAGAUGCUACAAAGCUACAUUUCAGAAGUCCGGAGUAGUGCCAAGUCUUACUGCGAGCACACAGCCAGGACCCAGCCCACACUGUGGGAUGUCCUGGUCACACUGGUUGAAAUGGGGUUUAACGUGGACACUCUUCCUGCUUAUGCAAAAUUGUCUCAGAGGAUGGUCAUCACUGCACCUCUGGUGACCAAUCAGCCAGUGACAGCCAAGGCCCUCCCUGCAGGACAGAACAGACCCCACCCACCACACAUCCCUAGCCAUUUUCCUGAGUUUCCAGAUCCCCGCACCUACAUCAAAACCCCCACAUACUUUGAACCAGUGUCUGACUAUCAGGUCCUGAGAGAGAAGGCUGCAUCUCAGAGGCGAGAUGUGGAGCAAGCACUCACCUGCUUCCUGGCCAAGACAGGCAAGACCCAUCUUUUCAAGGAUGAUGUCAGCACUUUCCCCUUGAUAGCUGCCAUACCUUUCCCCAUCCCCUGCCUCAGAGCCUUGCUUCCCCCUGAGCAGGAGAUCCAGCAGAUGGAGGAGUCUGACACAGAGAACAUCACUCUUCCUAUCAGCACCAAGAAUUUUGAAGCUGAGAAGGAGAAUUCCUCCUUGUCUGGCAGCUGGAACAGUGAGGGGAGCAUCAUGGAUAACCCCUAUCUGCGGCCUGUGAAGAAGCCCAAGAUCUGCAGGAAGUCCCUCUGCUGA